Molecule: messenger RNA, 3165 nt
Organism: Hordeum vulgare subsp. vulgare (domesticated barley)
Lineage: Eukaryota; Viridiplantae; Streptophyta; Magnoliopsida; Poales; Poaceae
Product: protein FAR1-RELATED SEQUENCE 5-like
Exons: 6
Coding region: 11-2086 (691 amino acids)
Biological process (GO): regulation of DNA-templated transcription
Source: RefSeq, a predicted model, not a curated record
UACUCCGUAUAUGGUUGGCCAGUGUACAUACCCCCCAGUCCCGAGUCGCUUUCUCGUUCAAAUUUAUAAUAUCCAGGCUCCCCCUGUUCAAAGCUCGCCGGCAGCCUUGGCCCUUAGCGUUCUUGCAGAUCUGCGCGUGCCUUCGAUGGACCAGCCGCCGGAUGCCGCACAUGAUCCACCCCAAGCUCGGCUCUCUUCCUCCAUGGACCAGCCGCCGGAAGCCGCCCAUCAGCCACCCCAAUCUCUCACCGAGCUCCUUCUCAGCUUCUCCGUGGUCCCAAGCAUAGAUCCAAUCCCUGUUCGCGCCAUGAAGAUCAGGAAGAGGACAGUCAAAGCCGACCUUGGAGAGGAAGAAUGGGGAAUGGGCGAAGGACGGGAGGACGAAAUGGGGUGUUCAGAUCCAGGACAGGAGGUAGUUUCAACAAGGGAGGACGAGAGAAGUUUCUACGUCUACUCUGAAGAAACCCGAUGCGCAUCAGAGGCCGAAACAGUUGUACAAAUUAUUCGUGAAGAAAUGUCACCGCCGCCGGAUUGUCAAUUGCCUGCAGUUCCAGAAGCAACCACAGAAGUAGCGAAGGAACAACCUGCUGAUGAACAAGUCCCGUGGAAAACAAGGUUCAGGCAUGGACAAAUACCAGACCAUCGAGAGCCAAAACAUGGGAGAGUUUCUGCACUUGAGAAAGCGAUGCGCACCUACGCUGACUGCAAGUCCGGACAUGUGGUAGCCCCUGAGAUAGGAAGAGAGUUUGACUCACUCGCUGAGGCAUUUGAUUUUUACAACCUGUAUUCCUGGGAGAUUGGUUUUGGUAUACGUUAUGGUCAAUGCAGGAGAAAUGCACAGAAGAGCAGGACCGUCCAAGACUUUGUGUGCGGUUGUGCGGGAAAGCCAAGAAAAGAAAACACAAGUUCCUUGGCAUCCAAUUGCCAAGCAUUGAUAAUGCUAUUCCUCACCCGAGACAAUGGAUGGUAUAUACAUCAAUUUAGACCAGAUCACAACCACCAUUUAUCAUCAUCGUGUGGUGAGAAGGUACAUUGGCCGUCACACAGGGCAAUCGACACACACACAAAAGACAUUGUGAAGCACCUGAGGAGUAACAACAUUGGUAUAACUAAGGUCUUUUCAGUCAUCGGAAGUUUUUUCGGAUCAAUGGAGAACGUACCAUUCAACAAGAGAUCUUUGAACUACUUGUGCAAGAGGAUGAACCAGGAGACUGCAGAAGAUGACAUCAGGAAAACAGUGGAGCUCCUAUCUGAACUUAAGAAAAAAGAUCCAAUGUUUGCAAACAACGUUCUAGUCGACAGUGACAACAAGAUUCAGGCACUUAUGUGGACCAAUGGAAGGAGCAGAUACCAAUAUUCGACCUUUGGAGAUGCGAUCACCUUUGACACAACAUAUCGUACAAAUCAGUACGAUAUGCCAUUCGGUCUGUUUGUGGGUGUGAACCACCAUUUCCAAAGCAUUAUACUAGGUGGUGUUCUGAUGAGGAACGAGAAGGAGAAAACUUUCGACUGGGUGUUCAAAGAGUUUGUGUCAUUGAUGGGAGGCAAAGCACCUCUUACUAUACUAACAGACCAAUGUCAUUCAAUGGAAUUGGCUAUCGCUAAUGUGUUGCCCGGAACAAAACACCGGUGGUGCAAAUGGCACGUCCUGCGUCGCACGAAGGAGACACUUGGACCAGCAUACACAAUGAACAAAGAACUGAGGGAUGAAUUACACAAGAUUUUGGAAUAUAUGCCAACUGUCGAAGAGUUCGAAGCAGCCUGGCAAACGUUAGUGCAGAAGUACAAUCUUCAGGAACACCCAAUGAUGACCCAGUUAUACGAACUCAGAAAAAAAUGGGCAAAACCAUAUUUUGCAGGUGUGUUCUGCGCAAGGAUGACGAGCACGCAAAGGUCAGAGAGCGCCAACCAUAUGCUGAAGAAUUUUGUACCUCCUGGAGCCUCAAUGCACAUGUUCAUCAAACAUUACCAGAAACUCCAGUUUGACCGUGAUGCGGAAGAGAAUUUUGCUGAGAAGAAGAGCCGCUUGGUCAGUAUUUAUCUGAAUUUUACAGAACAUCCUAACAACAGUUUGGCAUUUACUUGAACAGGUCAGCCCAGUGCUAAAAUCAGGAUUGCCUUCGGAAAGACAUGCUGGGAAGGUUUAUAUACCGGCGUUGUUCAAGCUCUUCCAAGAAGCAUGCUUUAAAUCUGCAUCCUACUACGUCGAGAACAUAUUGGCUGUGAACGAUACAUAUUGUGUGACACACCUUUAUGCUGACCAGAGAGAAGCUUGGUCCAAGACCUCCUACAAUGUGAAAGUGCAACAACCUGACAACUAUCUACAAUGCGAGUGUGGCAUGUACGAACACAUGGGUUUGCUCUGCUGCCAUGCGAUCAGGGUCAUGGCACACCUGAGAUUCACGAAGAUACCAGAGAGGCACAUCAUGAGGAGGUGGACUAAAGAAGCAUGCGAAGAUCUGCGAGAGUACUUGAAAAUAUACAAAGGACGCAACCCCAUUCUUGGGUCAACCACAUUCAGGCACACAACUCUUUAUACAACAGCACUAGACAUUGUGCGAAUGGGUGACAGCAACCCAGAGGCUUUUGAGUUUGCAAUGUCAAAAUUAUCUGAUGCAAUGGUUGGUUUAAAAGAGAAAGCAAAUGGGUCAGACGGCAAAUGUUUGGAGGACAUCCUAGACAAAGAAAAAAUUGAUAUGCAGCAGAAUAUCAACGGAAAAACUGUGCUGAAAAAUUCCAUGAUAGUAGAGUCUCGCAAGAGAGAUCGUGGCAGACCGACGAAUGCAAGAUGUAGACCUGGAUAUGAAGUAAGUCAACCAAGAACUAAGUUCUGCAAAAAUUGUCGUGGAAAGGGGCACAACUCCGCAAAAUGUCCAGCAAACGGGGGGGGCAAACAAGAAGCAGAGGAAGGAACCCAGGUGUGAUAAGUGCGGCUUGACAGGACACAUCAGGACUCAAUGCGGCCGUGGAUGGGAAUCAUUCUUUCGAUGACGAGGUGUGUAUCAUUUUUAAAAAGAAUGCAGAGACAUUAUCUCAAUGUCAUGAUAAUGCUGUUAACGAUUGGGGGUAUCAAACUUUUUGUGCAAACUAUUAUGUAGUUCUCAGUUGAUAAGUGUAUGCAUGCUUACGAAGGCAGCCUAAUAUGUUGGUACCUUAUAUUGCGAA